Botrytis sinoallii is the source of this 5022-nucleotide messenger RNA. RefSeq lists its product as uncharacterized. Bases 1 to 5022 code for a protein of 1673 amino acids. Lineage: Eukaryota; Fungi; Ascomycota; Leotiomycetes; Helotiales; Sclerotiniaceae. The transcript has 4 exons. The record is from RefSeq and is a predicted model, not a curated record.
AUGGACCAGAUGUCAGAUUCAGCCCAGGAUACGCAAACACCCAACACUCCAGAGUUAUUGAGUGACGAGCUUAAAUAUCAUUACAUUAGUUCACCGCCAUCAUCAAUCUCCACAAACACGCAUGAUAUCUCGCGCGCAAGGUAUCACAUGAAAGAGCUCGAGACUUUUGCAGUGAGGGUCGAAGAGGCUGCUGCGAGGGCUUUCCCCAAUCGUGGCCGGUCACGUUAUGCCGAAGUUUUAGUUGUCUUGAUAAAGUGGGAGGAGAGUGAUAUCGAUGCUCAACCAGAGUUCAAUGCUUUGCGUUCUAUGUUCGAGAUAUGUUAUGGCUUCACUACCGAUACUUGGACGAUCCCGUCGACACAUUCACAUAACAAACUUAUGUUGCAGGCAGUAAAUUAUAUAGAAAAGCAUGGGACGGAUGACAAUCUUAUCAUCAUUUACUAUGGAGGUCAUGCGGUCAUUAACAAUUCUCGACAAACUACCUGGUCUUGUACUCAAGACAUUUCCCAUGCUUCUGUGCGCUGGUCCGCCAUUCAAAGUGUUUUCGAAGAGUCAAAGUCGGAUGUGCUUUACCUGUUGGAUUGUUGUUCUGCUCCAGGUGCAGCGCCGUCAGAUGGACCCGGUGUCAUCGAAACGAUUGCUGCCAGUGAUUUUGAAACAUGGGCGCCAGGUCCAGGUCGCCAUUCAUUCACUAAUGCCCUUCUUCACGUCUUGGAUGACUGGAUGCACCGGCCUUCGUUUUCGGCGGCUAUGCUUCAUAGUGAGAUUCUUUCUGUCCUUAAACACGAAAAGCUCAAGGAAAGUCAACAUGGCGAUCCACACAAACAAGAAAAUAAGAAGACCCCCAUUUACAUACUCGCUUCCGAGGAUCCCAAAUCCCUAAGCAUUGAGAUAUGCAGACGCACAACGCCAGGCAAUAGCUGGGCUGGUACCUUGUCUCCAGGAAUUGCGGAAGACAUUUACUCUCCAGAGAAUUUGCAUGGACUGACACCGGAGGGAAAGUUAGCCGUACCACACGUGCUCAUAUCCAUUGCAUUAGAAGAAAACCAACUAGUAGAUGUGGAGGCUUGGCACAAAUGGAUUAAGCAAUUUCCAGCGUUGGCACAAUUUGCCCUUGUGGAAGGAGUAUUUGCGAGCCAUUCCACCAUCAUCCUUCUUUCUCUGCCAGUGUUAAUCUGGGAUAUGCUCCCAGAAAAUUUAGCAGUAUCUUUCGUGGCAUUUGUAGAAUCUAGAAACCUUCUAUCCCAAAUAUCUGAAAAGUUGGGCGUGGAAGUUUCGAAACAGCAACAACCGAAGGAAUUCCGAGGUAGACCUGAUUCCGAUACGCUUCAGAUCCCACCCCCACUCCCUCUCAUUCAACAAAUUGAACAAGCUCUCCACAAACAAAAACAACAAACAAUGAAAGAUUGGGAAACCCAUUUUCAAAAGGAGAAGGUUCGUCUUGAAGCAAAAGUUCAAGAUGCGCGUGAUGACGCUCAGAAGAAAGAACUUGAGUUUUUGCAAGAGAGAAAUACAUAUAGAGAGCUUAUGGAAAGGGAUAUGAAGGAAGUCAAGAAGGAAAGUCAGGUUAUAAAGGAGGAAGCGAGAAGAGCCUGGGAGGAGCUGGGUCGGUAUGAGCAUGAAGAAAGAGAAAGGACGAGAUUGCUUAGAGAUGGUCAACCAAUCACUAUAGGUGGAAUUCAAGUUAUUCCCAUGGGCGAGACAGAUGAGAAAGAUGAUAGAGGACGUAUUGUUGGGGAUGUAGCUGCUUGGGUGGGAGGCGUCAAAUCCGAGACGUCCCAGACGCCUAGAGGACGAGAGGGUUCGAGAGCAAGAGGGCCUCCAGAUCUACUACAUGAGCGACAAUAUCAAGAGCUCGAGGCUAAUCACAUCACGAGACCGGAAAACUCAACGAAACGCCCCCACGAAACUCAUGCUAACCAUUCUGUUGACCCAAAAUCACCCAUCCACCACGAAAAUGGUGACAACCCUUUUGAUGUUUCCAUACCUCGUCCACCGCCAGGACUAGUCAAGCCAAAAUCCAAUGCGUCUCAUUCAAGAUUCAAAGAUGAGAAGAGCAUUGCUUCAUUCAAAUCCAUCGCUAGCGGAGUACUAUCGCCGCCAGAGAGCGUUGUUGCGAGUGAUGAAAUAGACGAGUCGACCCACGAGGAAUACGAAAGUGCUUUGAGUGGCGGUGAUGAAGAUGGAUUCGGUAGGGGAGAUCGUGGGUCGGUAGAUUUUCUUCAAGAAUUUCUUGACGCAGGAGACGAUGCUCCUUGGAAUCUUCCACGGCAAAGUAUGAUUGAUGGAGAUGUCACAUUACCUCAUGGCAACAGAGAGAAGGAAAACAAGCUGCCCGAGAAAGUUCUUGAUCCGGAUCAAAUCACGCUUGAACCCAAAUCGUACAGAUCUCGGAGUAAACACGAGCCCGUAAAGUCGAAAGAGCCGGAGCCUACGGCUCUGCUUGAUUGGGAGAGACGCGGAAUGCAGCAAAAGUUGGCAGAGCAUGCUCUGCCAAGACCUAACGCCGAAACAACAUUAGAGCCUGCUAGCCCUGAACCUACAAAGGUCAAAGAUGUGGACCCCUUCACUUUACAGGUUUUGGAGAAGGGUAUACCGCAAGAAGUCGUUGAGCGUGUUUUACCAGAACAAGUUACUCCACCUCGUAAAAGUCUUGAUCUCGCUUCCCGGACAGAUGAUGUCGGUCCAUUGACAUUACAAGCACUUAAAACAUAUGAAAAAUUACAAGAGGAGAUGGAAACGCAUCAAGCUACAAGACGUCCAGAACGGCCAGAGCGACCAGUGGAACAUAUUCCUAACAGACUUUCUCACAUAACUGAAAGAGAUGGCGAUUGGGAACCAAAGACUCCUGGGAAAGUAAGCUCGAUAGGAAGUCCACAAUCAAAGCGUAGAGACGAAAAGGUUGGGGACAAAAAGGCACUGGCUGCAGUAGAAGAGGCUAUCAAGAAAUUAAUCAUACCCGAAAUGGAAGAGUUGAAGAAGGAGCCAGAGAUGACAAGAAAGAAUUCGGACGGCUCUGGCCGAGUUCCUUGGGACAGUGAUGAGAAGAGUGUAGGAAGGACUGAAUCAGUUAAACAUGGCAAAGGUAAAAGCAGUACAAAGAAAGCAUUCGAAGCGGUUGAGGAUGCUAUCAAGAAGGAAGCCGAGGCAUUGAAGAAGAAGGAGGAGGAAGAAGAGGAGAUGGAAGCUUUGAGGAAAUUGAGGAAAGGCCAAAAAGAAAAGAAACGCAAGGACGAAGAAAAGGACAAGCCUAAACGAGAUGGAGACGAUAAAGAUGCCGCAAAAGUAUCUUCCGGUCGUGAUAUGGAACCCAAUGCUCCCAUUCUCUUGGAGCAAAAGCAUGAUGGCAAAGAAGUAUUGGUGGAUGGCGAAAGAGCACUUUCGGCAGUCGAUGAUGCAAUCAGAAAACUGAUAGCUCCAGAGCUCGAGGGACUUAAGCGAACGGAGUCUCAUAAAAGUCACAAGAGCCAUAAAAGCGCAAAAGUUCAAAGGCACGAGAAAUCGAAGAUGAAUGAGAGCACAAAUCAAGAGCCACUUCCAAGUCGUGAUGAAUCUCCAGUGAAGGAAAAAUUGGAAAAAGGACAUCACAGACAACACUCAGUUCCAAAAAUUGAUGAUGCUCCGUCGAAAGAGGUAAAGGAAACGAAUGGCAAGGCACAGAAGUCAUCACACGCUGAUCAGCAGAAGGAAGGAGAGAUGAACUCAAAUGCACCUCUUGCAAAGCAAAAGAGUGAUAGAGGCCUUUGGUGGAUGGAAAGAAAGCCUCCCAGCCAUCAACGAGAAGAACUACCCCGGGAACAGUUACCAUCGUCAUCGUACUCGCAGAAGAACAAAGGCAAAGCUCAGGAUGUUCCUUUAGACCCUGUUCCCACUCCACCUCUCGAUUUAUCAUCAGAAGCAGAGGACAAACAUGAGAUGAGAAUCUUACCUCAUGAAAUUGACAAUCAAACUUGGAAAGGUUUUAAGUUUGCCAACCGAGAUGUAACACCCUCAAUGUCUUCUCUACCAACUGCUAUACCUCGAUCGAGCCUCAAUAAUAGUACGCUCCCAUCCAGCCCUAACAACCCAUGGUCCCACUCUGAAGGUUCAUUUGGCACUAUCUUCCCACCUCGUACCUCACUAGACUACUCGCGCGAUCCACGCAUGUCAUUAGACUUUUCACGCGGCGAAUCACCUCACAGUCAGCCCUCAGGCUCCUCAUCCAGUAAUCACAACGUCUACGGCCAAUUCCCACCACUUCCAGAAGAUCGCGAACGUCCUUUAUCUACGCCCACAAUUCCAACUCCCCUUGCUAGAGCCCCUUCACCACCUUACCAGCAUUCUCGCUUCAACGGAAACCACAACCCUAACAAUCCUUACUCUCAAUUCGCGCAAUUUGAACAAUCCCUUUCAACACCCACUCUCCAAAGAAUCAAUACUGGCUCGUCCUACCACUCUCUAGACGACACAGCGCGCAGCAUCCACAACGUCCCGAUGACCACAUCCGCCGCUCGCAGCAUCCACAAUGUCCCCAUCACGAGCCAUCCUCUCAACAGCCAUCCACUCACCAGCCAUCCCAUCCCCUCUCUCGCACCCGUCUUCGGUCCCUCAACCUACAACCAACAUCAGCACCAACACGCGCCCAUCUCCGCCGUCGACCCCACCUCCAACCCCAAACACUCCUUCACCUUCACCACCGCCCCCCACUCCUCUACCCACCAAUCCCCUCCUUUCUACCCCGCCGAACUCCCCGCCUUCCCCCACUCCCUCCCCCUCUCCCGCUCAAAUUCAAAUUCCAACCCGCAACCCCCGCGACAUCUACAAGAGUGGGAGCGAGGUGAGAGAGGUAGACUCUCCACCCAAAUCCCUCAAGCAGCGUAUCUCACUCAACCGUUACCCUCGCCCUCGCCCUCGGAAACGGAAACGCUGUUGAAGAAAUUGAUACUACCCGAGUUGGAGACGAUGGAGAAGGGCGAGAGGGCGAGGAGGGAGGAGGAGGAGAGGAGUAGGAGGGAGUGGGAGAGGGAAUUUGGGAUUCUGUGA